Messenger RNA from Thalassophryne amazonica, 4264 nucleotides. It is a transcript of the gene msh6, whose product is annotated as mutS homolog 6 (E. coli). Gene Ontology annotation, cellular component: nucleus; MutSalpha complex. Gene Ontology annotation, biological process: mismatch repair. The record is from RefSeq and is a predicted model, not a curated record. Gene Ontology annotation, molecular function: ATP-dependent DNA damage sensor activity; ATP binding; mismatched DNA binding. Lineage: Eukaryota; Metazoa; Chordata; Actinopteri; Batrachoidiformes; Batrachoididae.
ACUGGGCCCUGAGCGUGUCUUUCCCGCGAAGAAGACGCCCCUCCCUCCCGUCUUCUAGCCGCUGAGUAGCAGCUGGUUGUUGGGUUAUGGUGUGCGUUUAGGAACGGUUUAUUUUUAAGCCAUGGCUAAGCAAAGUUCAAUUUUUAAUUUCUUUACCAAGUCUCCUCCACCGGUCUCCAAGCCGAAACCCAGUCCUUCUCCGACCGAGGCGGACCUGCCGUCCUCCAUCCACAAGAAGAAUUCCUCUCCGAAAGAAGAGGCCAAAAACAUUCUGACGCCGCAACAGACCAACAAACCCGUCAAAGUCAAACCAAAAAGUAGUUCCAAGUCUUCCAAAGGUGGAUUCAAGAAGCUGUUUGGCAACAAGGCCUCAGAAACCAAAGAAAGUUCUUCAUGCACAUUCAGUGCUGGCGCCAUCGUGUGGGCAAAACUGGAAGGACACCCAUGGUGGCCAUGCAUGGUGGUUCCUCAGCCGCUCAGUGGAAAGCAGAUGAGAGGCUGUGGACGAGACCAGCGCAUCCAUGUCCACUUCUUUGAUGAACCUCCUACUAGGGGAUGGGUCAGCACCAAAUACAUUCGUGAAUACCAAGGCUCUGACAGUAGCGAUGCUAAAAUGGGAGGAUUGUUCUUCAGUGGGAAACCUGUAAUUCAACGUGCAAUGGAGCUCGCUGACCGUGUUUUGUUUGACAGCCCAAACAAAAGGUUACAGUUACCUUGCUGCAUGGAUCCAUCAGAUGAAGAAGAUGAUGAAGACAUGGAGCUUGACAAGUCAACUGUGACCGAUGAAGACGUUGGUGAUGAGACUGAAGAGAUGGAUGAGGAUGUUAAGCCAUCUGUAGUCAGUCGACGUUCUUCCCAUGCUCCAAAGGAAGAGAAAAAUAAGGCCAAGCGGCGUCGCAUUAUUGUCGCUUCGGACAGUGAUGGGUCAGACGACGAGUUUAAACCAGAACAUGCUUCAUCCAGUAGUGAAGAUGAAGAGGAAGAAGGGGUAAAUAGUGAUGAUGAAAAGGAGAGCACAGAAGAGUCAGAAGAAGAAAGCCCCAUCAAGCCUGUGAAGCGCAAACGUCCUGCAGAAAAGUCUGGAAUCCCAAAGGCCAGAGUAUCCAACACCCCUUUGUCGGCACCGAAACGAGCUCCAGCUGCUGUUACGGCUGACACCAAGUCUCGACUUUCAGCUUUCUCUGCUCCCGAGAGCUUUGAGAGCCAGACAUCCGGCUCAGGUGCCACUGGUGGUGCCACAAUUUGGGACCAUGAGAAGCUGGAAUGGUUGCAAGAUGGCAAGAGGAAAGACGGUCGAAGGCGACGCCAGACAGAUGAUGACUAUGAUCCUUCUACUUUGUAUGUACCUGAAGAUUUCAUUAACAGAGUCACUCCUGGCAUGCGUCGAUGGUGGCAGCUGAAAUCAGAGAUGUUUGAUACGGUAAUUUUCUACAAAGUGGGAAAGUUCUAUGAGCUCUACCACAUGGAUGCUGUGACUGGAGUCAGUGAAUUGGGCCUAACUUUUAUGAAAGGCACGUGGGCACAUUCAGGCUUUCCAGAGAUCGGCUUUGGUCGUUUUUCAGAUGUCCUGGUUCAGAAAGGCUACAAAGUGGCUCGAGUGGAGCAGACAGAAACACCUGAGAUGAUGGAGGCGCGCUGUAGACCAUCUAAAGCCACUAAAUUUGAUCGUGUGGUGAAGAAGAGAGAGGUGUGCAGGAUUAUCACCCGUGGGACCCAAACCUACAGUGUGCUGGACGGUGCGUCGUCCGAGAGUCAGAGCAAGUUCCUGCUGAGUUUAAAGGAGAAAGCUGCAGAGGAAAGCUCCGGUCGUUGCCGCACAUAUGGGGUGUGCUUUGUAGAUACGUCUGUGGGUUACUUCCACAUAGGUCAAUUCCGAGAAGACCGUUCAUGAUCACGUUUGCGCACUCUGAUCGCACACUUUGCCCCAGCGGAGGUGCUGUUUGAAAAGGGGAACCUCGUGGAAACACGCAAAAUCCUCAAAGCUUCUCUCUCUGCUGCCAUGCAGGAAGGCUUGAAUGCAGGCAGCCAGUUCUGGGAUGCCCAGAAGACUCUUAAAACCCUUUCAGAAGAGAAUUACUUCAGAGACACGACUACCGAGGAUCAAGAGAUGUGGAAUAGUCUUCUUUCCUGUUCUUCUAAAAAGAUGACUUCUGAGAGUGAUUCAUUAUGUCACCCUAAGGAGGGCUACGAGCUGGCACUGUCAGCAUUGGGUGGAUGCAUUUUCUACUUGAAGAAGUGCUUGGUACACCCCCCCCCUGAGCUUCUGUCUUUGGCCAACUUUGAGAAUAUGUUCCCUGAUGUGGAGCUGGAGAGAAAGCAGCAGGGUCCAGCCAGUUUUUUUGCUCAGACUCGCCAGCGCAUGGUUUUGGAUGGAGUGACUCUUGCAAACUUAGAAUAUUCCAGAAUGGGUCAGGCGGGUUCAGAAGGGACACUGUUUAGAGCGUUUAGACACCUGCUGUACUCCAUUGGCAAGAGGCUCCUCAAACAGUGGGUCUGUGCCCCUCUGUGUAACCCUACAUCUAUUGGGGACAGACUGGAUGGGGAGGAUCUGAUGGGGAUUCAGGCCCAGGCUACUGAGGUUUCGGAACUGCUGAAGAAGCUCCCGGAUUUGGAGCGUCUUUUGAGUAAAAUCCACAGCAUUGGCACUCCUCUGAAGGGCCAGGACCACCCUGACAGCAGAGCAGUUCUCUACGAGGAGGUCACCUACAGCAAACGCAAGAUAGCAGACUUCCUUUCAGCGCUGGAAGGGUUCAAAACUAUGCAAGAGGUCAUUUCUGUCCUUGCUCCAGUUUCAGGUGACUUUCGCUCCACAUUGCUCUGUCAAGUGGUCACUCUGAAAGAUGAAAGAAUGGCCUCUUUCCAACUUUCUGCUGAACUCACACGUUGGGAGACGGCCUUCGACCACCAGAAAGCUCGUACAACUGGUGUCAUAACCCCCAAGGCCGGGUUUGAUCCAGAGUACGACCAGGCUGUGACAGGAAUCAAGAGCUGUGAGCGAGAGCUGCAGGACUACCUGGAUAGACAGAAGAAGAGGUUGGGGUGUAAAAGCAUGGCCUAUUGGGGCACCGGCCGAAACCGCUACCAGAUGGAGGUGCCCGAUAGUGUUUCAGAGAGGAACACCCCUGAGGAGUAUGAGCUAAAGUCCACAAAGAAGGGCUGCAAGCGUUAUGUGACAAAAGAGACCGAACGUUUGUUUUCAGAGCUACAGAGUUUUGAGGAGAAACGUGAUGCUGCCCUUAAAGACUGCAUGAGACGGCUCUUCUACAACUUUGACAAGAACUACAGGGACUGGAAGACCAGUGUUGAAUGCAUGGCGGUGCUGGAUGUCCUGCUGAGCUUGUCUCGCUACAGUCAGGGCGGUGAUGGCCCAAUGACCAGGCCACAGGUGUUGCUCCCAGAAACGGAUCAGUUAGCACCUUUCCUUGACCUCACUGCAUCCCGUCACCCCUUGACCAAGACCUUCUUUGGCGAUGACUUCAUCCCAAAUGAUAUUUGUAUUGCCUGUCCUGGUACUGGUGGAAAUGACCAGGAUAAAGUGUGCUCAUGUGUCCUUGUCACGGGGCCAAAUAUGGGUGGAAGUCUACUCUGAUGAGGCAGUGUGGGACUCGUGGUCGUCUUGGCACAGCUCGGUUGCUACCGUCCCUGCUGAGAGCAUGCACUCACACCAGUUGACAGAGUCUUCACUCGGCUGGGAGCCUCAGAUCGCAUUAUGGCUGGAGAGAGCACCUUCUUUGUGGAGCUCAGUGAGACUGCCAGCAUCCUACACCACGCCACCACUCACUCACUCGUGCUUCUGGAUGAAUUGGGAAGGGGUACGGCCACAUAUGAUGGCACUGCCAUUGCCAGUGCUGUAGUAAAGGAGCUGGCUGAGAAGAUCUGUUGUCGGACCCUCUUUUCUACACACUACCACUCCCUGGUGGAGGACUACGCCAACAACCCUGCUGUGCACUUGGGACACAUGGCAUGCAUGGUGGAGAAUGAAUGCGAGGAUCCAAGUCAAGAGACCAUCACCUUCCUGUAUAAGUUCAUCAGUGGGGCUUGUCCAAAGAGUUACGGCUUCAAUGCUGCUCGGCUCGCCAGCCUGCCUGAGGAGGUCAUCCAGUCGGGACACAGGAAGGCCAGAGAGUUUGAGAGGAGUACCAUCAGCCUCAGACUCUUCAAAAAGCUGUGUCAGUUUGCUGAUGAAGCUGCACUCGGCCGCAGUUACUUUGCCUCUCUUGUUGAGAUGAUAGACACACUGUAAUGAACGCACUGCAUUUUCUUU